UCCGGUUUCGCAGUAAAUCGCAGUGUUUAUGUUGUCUAAAGGCCGUGGUUCUGGCUGGCAAAUGAGGUUACUGUUUUACUCAAAUGCGUUCACUGGAAUUUCUUUAGACGAUUGCACUAUUAAUGAUUUGUUUAACACUGAAAUGCGUUUUCUAGAAGAUAUACGGCACAAAGACAGACACAGUGAUUUCUUUUUUUUACAUAGCUACGUCAUUGACGAGCCAUCGUCAGUCAGAUACAUCUCAUGUCUAUAAAGUGGAGUAUUCUUCUGAAGCCGCCUGGACACCCCAAAGAUGAGUCGUGACUCCUCCAUUCAUAGUUGGCCUGGGUCCUACUACAUUAAUAGUGAGAAAAGAUGGGUCAGUGGCACACUGUCACUGAGCAGAACCACCCUCCGCUUCACUACAGAGCAGAGCAAAGACAGCCUGGCCAGCGUUCGCCUCUCCCGCAUCAUGGAGAUCAAGAUGGAGUCCUCCAGCUUCAUCUUCAGUACUCUCACUGUGCUAGAGGAAGGCAACAUUAAACACUGGUUUGGGUCACUGCGCCCCAACCGGGUGGUGGUCUACAAUGUGCUGGAGCACUUCUGGAGGGAACGCCUGCUGUCUCCCUCAGAGAGCCGCGGAGCAGAGGCCCCACUCAGCAAAGGCAGGGAGCUCAUCAACUUGGUUUCUGGGGCCCAGCGCAGACUGGAGGAUGCAGGGAAAGUGCUCAACCACCAAGGAGAGCAGUUUGAUAAUGUGAUGCAAGACCUGGGCAAGAUUGACUCAAAUUUGGGUGUUGCAGACAAGCUACUGUCCGAGUUGGAGUCCCCCCCCUGGUGGCCCUUUGGAAAGCUACCAUGGAAGAGCCAGCAGGAAGCCAAGAGCAUGCAAGCAGCGUUGGCCGCUUCCUCCAAAGGAUCCGGGAAGGGCCCGAGGGUGAUCGUGAGCAUUCCUGCUCUCAUUUCUAAAGGCGCAGAAUCAGACUGGAAACCUGGCUGUCUGGUGGUGCUGGUAUCCUCAUUGGAGAUCAGGGAUGAAAAUUCACAUCUGCUGCACCACUUUGAAAGGGAUGAGGUGGAUGACAUAAGGAUCCACAGCCCGUACGAAAUUAGCGUACGGCAGCGGUUCAUUGGUAAACCUGAUAUCUGCUACCGCCUCCUCUCGGUGAAGAUGACUGAGGCCCUGUCUGUGCUGGAGAUGCAGUACAAGAAGAAAGUGGAGUUCACCAGUGACUUUGCAGCCUUUCGGGCUAGCCCUGCCACAACUCCUGGAGCCACGCAGGAGGAGGGAUCAGUGUGGACUGCCGGUGGAGCUGCAGGGCAGGUCCAGCUCGGCCAAGAGACAGAGGUUCCUGUGGAGAUCCCGGCUGGUGAACUUACUCAGGUCCAAGUGCAGGUCCUUCAGCCCACCGUCACAGACGCCGAGGCCCAGGAACUGAAGCAGAUGCUGCUGCAGCUGAAGAGUCUGGCUCUCGAGGCAGAAACCGAGCUGGAGAGGCAGGACGAGGCUCUGGACACCUUGGUGUCCACCACCGAUCGCACCACCAUGGUCAUCGACAAACACACUCGCCGCAUGAGAAAGCUACUGUGACUCCUUCCCCUGCUAUCCCAUGAGAUGUACUGUAAAUGAACAGGUGACCAUGCACAAAAACACUGGGAAAGUCUAUAAUUGACUGUAGGUUUCAUGAGUUAUCAUUACAAAAAGAAACGUUCCGUUCUUAAAGGGAUAUUCCGCCAUUUUUGGAAAUAAGCUCAUUUUCCACUUUCCCUCAAGCAAAACAAUCGAUAUUUACCUUGUUCUCGUUCAUCCAGCCAUUCAGUGAGUCUGGCGAUACAACUUUUAGCUUCAGCCUAUUCAGCAGUUCAUAAUACACCUUUGUAAGUGUACGUACAGUAUAAAAGACCCCAUCCAGUGCCCCAACAUACUGCAUGUCUAAGAUGAGUCCCUUGUAGUAAGUCCAAACACUCCCAAAGGGGAGCAAAGACAAGACAAGUUACAUAUUCCUAUGGAUUCUGGUUGUUUUUGAUGAUCCAUAUCAACCCUAACUAUGAAUGCCCAUCUGUAAUGUCCCUCUCUCCAGCCCCAUUCAACUGUUAAUAGUAAUAUAUAUAUAUAUAUAUAUAUACUGUAUAUUUGUUAAGUGGCUGGGAAAGUCCUGUGAUGUAAUUUUGUCCGUCGCGUGUUGUAAUGGUUGUCAUUGUGAACAAGUGCAAUAAACUCUAAUGUGCAGAUGAAA
This is a messenger RNA of Sardina pilchardus (European sardine), 2216 nucleotides long. RefSeq names its product synaptosome associated protein 47 (gene snap47). The coding region runs from base 293 to 1570 and encodes 425 amino acids. Gene Ontology annotation, molecular function: syntaxin binding; SNAP receptor activity. The record is from RefSeq and is a predicted model, not a curated record. Gene Ontology annotation, biological process: synaptic vesicle priming; synaptic vesicle fusion to presynaptic active zone membrane; exocytosis. Lineage: Eukaryota; Metazoa; Chordata; Actinopteri; Clupeiformes; Clupeidae. Gene Ontology annotation, cellular component: SNARE complex; plasma membrane. The transcript is spliced from 5 exons.